AUGACUCCUCCCACCGCUUCCUUCGUCAACCCUGCCGUCGCUGAGCCCCAGCUGGGCAGCUUCAAGCCUACCAAGGGCAGCUUCCACCCCUCGUCGACCGCCACCCCGACCUACGAGCAGUAUGUCCCCAUCAAGACUGGCCAGGAGCCCAUCGAGGACUUUGCCGGCAACUACCGAUUCGCCGAGAUCAAGGAGUCGCACACCUCCCGUGCCAUGACUGCCCGCUACAUGACCGACAUGAUGGACGCCGCCGUUUCCGACGUCGUCAUCAUCGGUGCCGGUUCCGCCGGUCUCACCUGCGCCUACACUCUGGCCAAGCAGCGUCCCGACCUUCGCAUCACCAUCCUCGAGGCUUCCGUCGCUCCCGGUGGCGGUGCCUGGCUGGGUGGUCAGCUCAUGAGCGGAAUGGUCAUUCGAAAGCCCGCACACAACCUGCUCGUCGAGAUCGGCGUCCCCUUUGACGACGAGGGUAGCUACGUCGUCGUCAAGCACGCCGCGCUCUUCACGUCGACCUUGAUGAGCAAGCUGCUACUCAUGCCCAACGUCAAGCUCUUCAACGCCACCUGCUGCGAGGACUUGAUCAUCAAGAAGGACCAGUCGGGCGCACAGAGGAUCAACGGUGUCGUCACCAACUGGACUCUUGUCACCAUGGCCCACGGUCUCCAGUCUUGCAUGGACCCUCAGACCAUCACCGCGCCCGUCGUCAUCGGCGCCUGUGGCCACGACGGUCCCUUUGGCGCCUUCAGCGUCAAGCGUCUCAGCUCGGCCGGUCUCAUCAAGCUCGGCGACAUGCGUCCCAUGGACAUGAACAAGUCCGAAGGCCUGAUCGUCAACAACACGCGCGAAGUCUUCCCCGGCCUCAUCGUCUCCGGCAUGGAGCUUUCGGAGCACGACGGACACCCGCGCAUGGGCGCCUCCUUCGGCGGCAUGAUCGGCUCCGGUCAAAAGGCCGCCUACGAAGCCAUCAAGCUAUACGACAGUCUCGAAGUCGAGGAUGGCGAGGUUGUCGGUCUCAAACACUGA
This is a messenger RNA of Pseudozyma hubeiensis SY62, 1023 nucleotides long. Its product is annotated as flavin-binding monooxygenase-like. The transcript has 3 exons. Gene Ontology annotation, biological process: thiamine biosynthetic process. NCBI's taxonomy places the organism in Eukaryota, Fungi, Basidiomycota, Ustilaginomycetes, Ustilaginales, Ustilaginaceae. The coding region runs from base 1 to 1023 and encodes 340 amino acids. The record is from RefSeq and is a predicted model, not a curated record.